Messenger RNA from Diuraphis noxia (Russian wheat aphid), 1081 nucleotides. Its product is annotated as cathepsin O-like. Gene Ontology annotation, biological process: proteolysis. Lineage: Eukaryota; Metazoa; Arthropoda; Insecta; Hemiptera; Aphididae. The record is from RefSeq and is a predicted model, not a curated record. Gene Ontology annotation, molecular function: cysteine-type peptidase activity.
UACAGUGGAAAUAAAUUAAAAAUAAUGGUCGUUGCAAACAUAUUAAAAGCAUMGCUUGUUGUCAGUUGUGUAGUAUUCAUUUUGUUUUUUAUUAUGUCAUUCACACAGCUAAACCGAGACAAAGAUAAAUUCAAUAAAUUCAUUAAAAUGUACAAUAAGAGUUACAUGAACGGAACAGAACAUAAUAUGAGGUUCAAACACUUUAAGAAUUCGUUAAAAACUAUUCAACUUUUGAGUAAAAAAUGUAAUGGCUGUACCAAUUAUGGGAUCACAGAAUUCUCAGAUUUGUCAACAGAAGAAUUCACUAAAUUAUACCUUAAUUCAAUCACUUUAAGGAYACCACGUACAGGAACUUUUAGUAUGGUGAGAUCAAAACGAUCUAUUACUACAGCAACCUUAUCUAGCAUUGACUGGAGGGAUAAAGGAGUAGUGACUUCAGUUCGAAAUCAAAAAAAUUGUGGAGCAUGUUGGGCAAUAAGUGUGGUAGAAUUGAUUGAAUCUGUCUAUGCCAUUAAAACAGGAUUGUUACAAACAUUAAGUGUACAAGAAAUGUUAGAUUGUUCUGGAGGAAUAAACCAAGGAUGUAAUGGUGGAAGUAUUGUAUAUUUACUUCUAUGGUUGRUGGAAAAUAACAUUACUGUGUAUAAAGAAGAAAAUUAUCCAACUAUAUACAAAGAUCAAAUAUGUACACUUGAUAAAACUUUUGAUAAGGGAGUAAAAGUAAAAUCGUUUUUAACACUUAACUUGAUGGGUCGUGAAGAUUUAUUGUUAUCCUACAUAUCAAAAAGUCCAGUUUCUGUAGCUCUUAAUGCAUUGCCGUGGCAAUAUUAUGUGGGUGGUGUACUCAGCCAAUGUGAUAAUAGUAUGGCCUCGUUAAAUCAUGCAGCAGAAAUAGUUGGGUACAAACUUGGAGAAAAUCCAUAUUAUAUUUUGAAAAAUUCUUGGGGAACUAAUUUUGGCAAUGAUGGAUAUAUUCACGUAGCUAUUGGAAACAAUGAAUGCGGAAUUGGAUGGGAAGUUGAUGUUGUCACAAACGUCGUUUAGUCAUAAUAUCCGUUGUUAUAAAAAUUACUCUUGCGUG